Molecule: messenger RNA, 1050 nt
Organism: Cryptosporidium muris RN66
Lineage: Eukaryota; Apicomplexa; Conoidasida; Eucoccidiorida; Cryptosporidiidae
Product: DnaJ domain-containing protein
Exons: 1
Coding region: 1-1050 (349 amino acids)
Cellular component (GO): nucleus; cytoplasm
Molecular function (GO): protein-folding chaperone binding; protein folding chaperone
Source: RefSeq, a predicted model, not a curated record
AUGGUAACUUUAAAACGUACAAUUAACGAGUGUUGUGAAAUACUUGGUAUUAGCUCCUUAGAAAUAAAUAAUGAGAAUGAAAUUAGGAAGGCAUACAGACGGUUAGCAAUUAAGUGGCAUCCUGAUAAGAAUCCUGUCAAUGAAAGACAAAAAUGUGAGGCUAAGUUCAAGGAUAUAGUAGAAGCAUAUGAUAUAAUGAUGAGUCCAUCUAAACGUCGGCAAGCAGAAUAUAUUUCUAAAAAAAAAGAAAUAUUUUCAAAUGGUAUGGUUGGAGGAGCAAGAACAGCUCGUUUUGAUGGUUCACUAUUUGGUGGAGGUGCAAAAUUUGCAAAACAGGGUACAAAUCCUGGGUUAAUUAAUAUAAAGUCUACAGAUAGGAUUAAUCAAAGAGUUAAUAAACAGAAAUAUGCAAGAGAAGGUACUUCACCACUUUCUGAUAAGUAUGCUAAUUUUUCAGAUAAAUUCUUUAAAGGUUUGAAUGGAAUCUUUGAUAUAGUUUCAAAUGCUGUAAGCAAUAGUGAAGAAUCUUUCACUAUUGCCACUACAAAGUUAAGAGAUAUAAAGAAUGCAAUAAUAAGAAAUGCGGCAGAUACACACAAUGAAAUAUUUGUCUCUAUAAAAAAUUCUUUAGAACAAGGACUUGAAAAAAAUUUAAUAGACGAAGAGACAACUGCUACUCAAAAUGAUCUUCAACAUAAUGAAUCAUCAUCUACAAUAGAUAAUUCAUCAAAUGCAAUUUCUGAAGAUAAUUUAGAUGGAGACUUAAAUUCAACUCUUGAGAACAUUCCUAUACCUGAAUACAGAUCAAAUAUAUUAAUUGCACCUAAUUAUAGAAUACCUAAUUAUGUACAUAAGCAAAGUUUGUGUGGAGGUUCUCAGGGUCCUCAUCUAUUUGCAAUUAGUAAAGGUUGUAGUGUACAAAGUGGGAAAAAGUACAUAGUAGGGGAGUCUCUCAAUAUUCGGCAUGCUAGAAAAAAGAUUCCAAAUAUAGUAUCUGGUAACCUACAGGCUACGACUGAGAAUAUUAUCCAUCCACAAAGUACACCUUAG